Molecule: messenger RNA, 1524 nt
Organism: Phaeodactylum tricornutum CCAP 1055/1
Lineage: Eukaryota; Bacillariophyta; Bacillariophyceae; Surirellales; Neidiaceae
Exons: 1
Coding region: 87-1505 (472 amino acids)
Source: RefSeq, a predicted model, not a curated record
GAGCUCUCCCCGUUUCCGGUUUUCCAGUAUGUUGAUUGCAGCUGCGUCGCUAGAGUAGUACGCCAAGCCAAGAAACGUAUCCUAGGAUGAAUUCUAACACCGAUCUGGACGUCGCCUUAUCCUUUACGAGCGAACCUUCUGCACUUACCGUGAGUGAGAUUUCGGAUUUCUCAAUUUACAGUCAAGCGGAGAACGAUACCGGAACCACUUCAGUGCCCGAGCGCGCAGCCCAACCAUUAGACACGAACAGCGAAUUUCAUGUCAACGAUUAUUUGACAAGCAAAAUACCGGGGGAUGGGGAUUCGCAAAUUAAAACAACACACAUUUCGGAUGAGCUCAAAUCUCAGGUAAAGAAGGAAACGCAAGACGCGGCUGACAUUCCUAUCCCAACAAUGUUAAGAAGAGCCGAUACGACCCCUGGUGCAUUCCACCAGCCAGGGAUAGGGUCGGAUAGAACUGCUUAUCCGAGCACAAGAGAUGAAGAAGCCCCUCAAGAUCUUUCUUUUGCGGGAGAACAUCUCGUGUCAGCAACAUUGGUUGCCGAUCAACAUACUGGAGAAUUUGUCGUUGCGAAGCCAGUCAGCUGGCAAAAGCGACCAAGUAUUUUGCUUCUUGUGGCAGUGAUACUUCUACUGACAUUGACCGCAGGGUUGUCAACAGGACUUACCAAGCGGGCGGAUGAAGAUGAUGAGAUCGAUAUCGCUCAGGAAUCAUUUAGUGACGUGCCCAGUGAAUUCUACAAUAUUUCUUCGUUCGAUCGUCAGGCAUCAUUUGUGGUAGCUUGGGGGGAAAAUUCAACAUGUGCUAAAUCGCUGGCAUCUCCAGCUGUCGAGAUCUAUUGUAAUGGAGCAGCUGUGUUGGUGAUUGAUGACACGCAGCAAGCUUCUUGCAGCCGGCAAAGUAGUACAGCGAUGACUUGCGUUUUACAAAAGGCUGCUGUUGAGGCCACGGUCAUUUUUAGCUGUGGUGGCAAUGCCGAAGCUCAUGACCUUGCAGCAAUUAGUCUCGUAUCAGCAACUGUAUUCAAUGACUGCAGUAGCAGACUCGAUCACGACGACAUUGGAUUUGCAAUUUUUGGUGGAGAGGCGAUACAGUACUCCAGUCAUGGAGAGUUUUGCCGUGAUUAUCAAAACAGCAACAUUUGGAUUAUUGAAAAUUCAGAUAGAUGUGGCGUGAACAAGAAGGAAACUUUCCUUGAUUCACAUAUACAGACCGAGGAAGACGGCACCAUCCGUUCGGUAAAUCAAGUGUAUUGCUACGCAACAAAAUAUUGUGAAGAUCGAAGAUCAUGCGUUGAUAAUUUGUGCCAAGCUACUGGAGAGUGUACAAACCUUGCCGUCGACACAAUUCAGCAAGACAUUUCAACGGAGAUCACUGAUCCACGUUGCUCUUUUGCUCCAGGAGCUGGACCUACGCUUGAUGUUAUGCGCAGCGUUGUAGGCAACCGCUGGGGAAAUCGGGACGAUUUUCUGCACCGAAGCUCAAGGGACAGUAAAGAGUUGUAGUAGAUUCCUAGUCAUUCUU